This is a messenger RNA of Jaminaea rosea, 1880 nucleotides long. RefSeq lists its product as hypothetical. NCBI's taxonomy places the organism in Eukaryota, Fungi, Basidiomycota, Exobasidiomycetes, Microstromatales. Gene Ontology annotation, biological process: mitochondrion organization; phospholipid transport. Gene Ontology annotation, cellular component: ERMES complex. Gene Ontology annotation, molecular function: lipid binding. The coding region runs from base 121 to 1662 and encodes 513 amino acids. The record is from RefSeq and is a predicted model, not a curated record. The transcript is spliced from 5 exons.
CUGCGACAUUCAUUUCAGCCGCUCGCCGAGUUCCUGGAAAUGGCUCAGCUGCGACGACGAUGAUACCCGGCAGAGCAGCAUCAAGAUAAUCCAGGAGAGGAUCGCGCCACGCCACACAACAUGUCAUUCAACUUCGAGUGGCCAUCGCCCUUUUCGCCCUCGUUCCACGCACAUGCCCUGUCCCUCCUCACCUCAGCAUUGAAUCGCGGUCCCAAGCCGAAAGUCAUUGCAGAUGACAUCGAGGUCACGGAGCUCAACAUGGGCAGCGUCCCACCUGACCUGGAGAUCUUGGAAAUCGGAGAGCUAGGCAGGGAACGAUUUCGCGGCAUCUUUCGGCUGACAUACGCUGGAGAUGCUCAUGUGGUCGUACAGACGAGGGUACAAGUCAAUCCAUUGAGCGGAGGAGCAGCCCCCAGUGAUGCUCGUGCUUCAACGACGAGCGAAGAGACCUUUACGCCCUUUGCCUCUGGAAGGGGAAUCCUCUUUGCCGCCACACCCCUGAUCGUGCCCAUGCGGCUCACCCUCUCCCACGUCCGCCUGCGAGCCAUCAUCGUCCUCGUCGUCUCCAAGAGCAAAGGCAUUACCCUCGUCUUCAAGAACGACCCGCUAGAGAGCGUCCAGGUCUCGAGCACUUUCGAUAGCGUUGCCGUGGUAGCAAAAUAUCUCCAGCAAGAGAUCGAGGGACAGCUCAAGGAGGUAUUUCGCGAAGACUUGCCCGGCAUCAUUCAUCGACUCAGCCAGACUUGGCUCAGUGGCAGGAACAAGGCGAGCGAGGGAAAGGUGGCAGAGGAUCAAGCCGCGGUUGCAGGACCUUCCAAAUCGAAUGGCACGCGUACGAGGAAGAGGAGCAGCGCAGCAUCAGUCCCGGCGGCACCUCCAUCCCAGUCUCCAGCAUCACCAAAGUCGCCUCACAAAAGGCCGCCUGCUGCCCCACGCUCUUCCUCAGCGGCACCUCCAUCGCGCACAAAGCCGACGCCCAGGCCUCCAUCUCCACCCACAGCCGAUAUUCCUCCGCCUCUGUCAGACUACUAUCAAGAGGGUGCCGACUCCUACGAUCCAACAUAUGGCCUGCGAGAAGACGAAUGGGAGCCAUUGCCGGCACAUCAAGAGGCAGAGGUUUGGGAGGGUUGCUGGACGAUGACGCGGAGGAGCAUGAAGAGCAAGAGGCGCCGCAGGACACGAGAGAGGCGGAUGAUGUUGAUGAUGAGGACCCUGGUCAGGAGAAUCGCGCUCCGGCGACGAGCGACGACUUCAGCAGGUUCGGCUACCCUCCACCAGACGCCGAAUUCAACAGCGAAGCCUUUGAGCUUGCCAGCAUGGCACCACGCAGCAUCUUCGAUGACGAUGGCCGCGACGCUCCAUCGAGAAGCAAGACGAUCAAGUCUAACCGCGGACCUAGAUCCACUCGCUCUGCAGGCAAUGCGAGUGCAGCGGCCCAAAGGAUCAACGCGAGACGGUCAAUGGGCACCCAAGCGGCGCCUGCCAUUUCUCGUCACCCCACUGCACCCGCUCCGACGCUCCUCAUGCCGGGCCUCACCCGCUCCAACUCUUCCGCCUCCUCUUCCAUCCUCUCUGGCCGGUCGCCACUCCUCGCAUCCACUGGCCCAGGUAGCAGCGUCGCAAGCCACCGCACCAGCCCAGCAAACACAGGCGGUCGAGUGACGCCGGCAUCUUCCUCUUCAUCGUCCGCAGCCGCAGCAGGACCCUCUUCUCGACCACGCCCGCGCGUCUUCCAUUCGUCAUCGCUCCUGCAGCUCUAUCAGCCCUCAUCGGACGGCAUCGACAACGGCGACGAGACGACGAGCAGCUCGUGGGGCGGAGGAAGUGCUACGAUCCGCGGGGCGAGAAGCAGCCGUCUGAGUGGUGGGGGAGGCUCAACG